GCGGGGGAUUAAUAUACAUUUAAGAUCCUGCACUUCGACUCCAUUUUUAUUCUUGGAAAUAGAUAAUAACAAGGCUUGGUAAAUCAUUUUAUUCUUGAUUUCCUUAGUAAAUUUCCAUGCCCAAAGGCUAGAUGUAUCUUCAUCCUUUCAUAAAGACCUCGUGACGACCCGGCAAGCUCCAACCCGUCAGGCAGUAAAUCAAGCGCGAACUCAAAACCGAGUAGUUCUGACCUGUGGCUUUAUCCAUUCGGUUACCGUGCGGGCUCCUGAAGUUUUUGUUCUGGUGUGUGAUUUUGAAUGGAAUUAUUGGAUCGGAUUGAUAGAAUAAGAAAAAUGAAAACACUAACCAGGAAUGUGACGUUGAUUUGCAUUCAAAUUGCAACAAAUCUGAAUAUUAUUACUUCAAUUGAAAUAUCAAAGAACACAAGUGAACUUUUAAUUCAUGGCACUCACGACAAUUUUCACGAAAUCAGUUGCAGAGAGCUAAAACACUGCAAUUGUAGUAUGAAUGGCGAUUAUAUUACAAUUAAUUGCAUCAACCUUCGAAACUUUACAGAACUGAUGAACAUCGUCAGACAAAAAUUCUCCAAUCGAUCGAUUAGUCACGUAUACAUUUCUCACUCUUCCAUCGAUAAGCUUCCAGCUAAUGCUUUUGCAGGGUUGAACAUCAUGAACAUAUACAUAAGAAGAUCGACGAUAGGAUCUGUGGAUAAUGACGUAUUCGUAGGAACCAAUCAUCUCAUUCAGCUUAGAUUGGAUAACACACGUUUACUGUCUUUUCCAACAUCGAUUAAACUCUUAAAUCUCACGCUAAGAUGCUUAUGGAUGGAAAGGGGAGAACUGAACGCGCUGGGUACAGAACUGAGGAAAUUCAGACUACAGAUUCUUUCUUUGAAACAAAAUAAAAUUCACUACGUAGACCCCGACGCAUUCGUCGAUAUGAUCGAACUGAAAGUAUUGAACUUAGCUAACAACAGAAUCAGAAUUUUCGGUCCAACGACAUUCAGAAAUUUGCAACGAUUACAGACUUUAACUCUUUUAAAUAAUGAAUUAGAAAGCGUCAAAGGUUUACUGGACGAUCAUCCGUUCACCAUUCAGAUUAUACAACUACAAAAUAAUAAACUUAGGAGUAUUCGGAAUAUCACUGAUCGUCCAUUAUAUUCAUUGCAAUCACUGUUACUGAGUAAUAACCCUAUUGAAGUUAUAGACGAAAACAGUUUUGGUAACAAUUUUCCACAAUUGAACACGUUGUACUUAACAAAUACCCAUUUGAUUAGAAUAGAGUCUCGUGCUUUUCAAAAUUUGAUAAAACUGCGUCAAGUGAUAUUAAAUAACAACCGAUUAGAAUAUUUAGACGAUGACCUUUUUGCUAAUAUUAUGACCUUACAAAAAAUUGAUAUUGCUACAAAUAAAAUUAGAGAUAUCAAAAAUUUGUUCAAACGUUCCUCAGGAAUUCUAACUUUGUUGUUAAGUAACAACACAAUAAACGAUAUCGAAAAUUGCUUUAAUUAUAACAAACAUUUAAAAACUUUAUUUCUAGAUGGAAACGAAAUAACCAUAAUUAAAAGCAAUACAUUUUUCAACAAUAAUAAACUUAAAAUUAUAAAUCUAGACCAAAAUAAAAUCGAAUAUCUAGAAAAAGAUUGCUUUCGUGGAUUGUACAAUUUAAAAAAACUCCUCUUAUCUAACAAUCGCAUCACUACUCUUAACGGCUCUCUCGAUAAUUUGCCACAUUUGGAAAUUCUAUAUUUGAAUGACAAUCUUCUAACUGUUUUGGACCCCAAGCACUUUCAGAGAACUCUAAGCAUUAAUACAAUUAGUUUGAAUUACAACAAAUUAAUAUCUGUAGAAAAGGCAUUUCAGAAUCUACAAAAUCUUCAAUAUGUAUCAUUGAAAAAUAAUUUUCUGAAGACCCUCACAGAAGAAACAUUUUCUCUUCAAGUCUCUCUAAAGAUGUUGGAACUAAGAAAGAAUCCUAUAACUUGUGAUUGUCGAAUAGGAUGGCUGAUAGAAGCAGUCUUGGAUCAUCGUUUUAAAUUCGACAAGGUUUACUGUAAAAAACCAAAAUGGCUGAAGCACAAACAAAUAUCAAAUCUUACUCUGUCUGAUGUUGUAGAAUGGAAAACUGAUUGUCCUGACAAUUGUAAAUGUCAGUGCCACGCAAAUUUGACAGAUUGGUACAUCAACGUCAAUUGUGCCAAUAGAAAUUUAGAAAAAUUUCCAGAUCGAUUUCCAGAAAAGACGAAUUAUUUAGAUAUCAGUCACAAUGAAAUACAAGUUAUUCCAUCGCAAAUUCUGGGAAAUUUAAGUCAUCUACAACAUCUUUUGCUUCAUUUCAACAACUUUACUUCAUUGCAGAAUCUUUCUGAUUUAAAAUUACAAUCUCUAAUGUUAUCUAACAACAAAUUCACUCGUUUUCCUGUCAAUUUGAUUCAAAUUCAGUAUUUAGAAUCCAUUUCUCUCUCCAAAAAUCCUUGGAUAUGCGACUGCGAAACGUUGCCUUUCGUGAAAUGGAUACUCUCUGAACAAAACAAAAUAAUUGAUGUUGACGAAACAAGAUGCAGCGAAAAUAAUGUGAAAUUUAAAAUGCACAAAAUUAUAUCUUUAACCGAACUACAGUUAUGUCCUUCUUUUAUUCUUCUAUAUUCUGUUAUCGGAGCUGCAAUUGCUGUGAUUCUUCUAUUUCUUGCCGGUGGAAAGAUCAUCUAUAAUAAAUACAGAAUGCACAUUCGAGUCUGGAUGUAUUCUCGAGGGUUUUCCUGCUUCAAAGAAGACGAUUUCAACGAAAACAAGCUAUUUGAUGCAUUCAUAUCGUACAGUCGAUUGGACGAAUCGUUCGUGAAAUAUAUAUUGGCUCCAAAUCUAGAAAACGGAGAGAAAUCGUUUCAUCUUUGCAUACACUAUCGCCAUUUUAUUCCCGGGUCUUACAUCCAAGACAAUAUCAUCAAUGCAGUAAAAGCCAGCAAGAGGACAGUGUUGAUUCUAUCUCAGAAUUUUUUAUCCAGCGAAUGGUGUCGACUGGAAUUUAAAAGCGCUCAUCAUCAAGUCUUAGAAGAAAGACUGAACCGAUUAAUCGUAAUCAUCUUGGGAGAUUUACCUCCCGAUGAUGAUAUAGACCCCGAGAUAUUGUUAUAUCUUCAAACCACUACUUAUCUGCGAUGGGGUGAGAAAAACUUUUGGAAUAAAUUAUAUUAUGCCAUGCCCAAAACUCCUUGUAAUGUUCAAGAUAGGGAGUCAGUGCAUCUUUUGAGUGACUAUGAUUAAUUAUCUGACAAAUAUCCUCGAAUACUUCUUUCAAUAGAACUUAUUUAACCGUGUUCUUACACAAAACAAACCUGUAGCCUUUUCUUAGUUACAAACAAGUUACUUUUUAACCAUAGAUUUUGCAUAUUUUUGUAUUCGACUUCCAAGUGACAAAUCUUCCAAGUCAAGAAAGAUUGCCCAGUUUAUAUGAAUACAUUUUAUCACAAAAAUUUGUAUAAUCUAAUGAAUUUUUAUCGCUUUUAGAAAUGAUUUGCAGAGCAGAGUUAAUACCCCUGUAAGCGAAAUGAUAAAGAGGAAACUUAUAACAACUACCUAACUUUUAUCUAGAGAUAAACUGUAUAUGAAAAUAAACGGCUGUGUAACGUUACAGGCAAAUGAUAAAUAAUUUAUACUUACCUUUCUACUUGUAAGUAACCAACUGUAUACUUUAUGUGUGCUGAAAUGAAUGAUAAGAACAUCGUCUCGUAAUUUCUCCUAUUAUUUUGGAAACUCAGAGAACUAGACCUGAAUAUUGCAAGUUUCAGAAUUAGCAUUCUUUCAAAAUUCACUACAAGAAAUCGGCAAUAAAGUCAAGAAAAUCGUUUGAGAAUUGAUGCGCCAUUACGUUUCUGCAUUUACUCUUAAUAUACUGUAGAUUUGCAAUAUUCGAAAAUUAAAUCUCAUGAAAGAAAUCUAACGAAAA
Centruroides sculpturatus (bark scorpion) is the source of this 3946-nucleotide messenger RNA. RefSeq names its product toll-like receptor Tollo. NCBI's taxonomy places the organism in Eukaryota, Metazoa, Arthropoda, Arachnida, Scorpiones, Buthidae. Gene Ontology annotation, molecular function: protein binding; transmembrane signaling receptor activity. Gene Ontology annotation, biological process: toll-like receptor signaling pathway; immune response. The coding region runs from base 298 to 3264 and encodes 988 amino acids. The record is from RefSeq and is a predicted model, not a curated record. The transcript has 8 exons. Gene Ontology annotation, cellular component: membrane.